UAUUAUGCUGGAUGAUAUUGUCAUCGGUCACUAUAACGCAGAUGAGAGAAGUUUUAUCCCGGUGACGGUGCAAGAAUCCGUUAAUGUCACGGAGCAAAUUACUAUAUCAACAGUCUUUAAAGGCAUACACGAGGACAUGAAAACCAAAGCAUACUACUUAAUUGAUUACCUAAAUUAUACAAGAGGCCUUCACGUGCAGCAGAGGCUGGUUGGAUGUGAACUUCUCCGUGAUGAGCCUGGCCGAAUGAUGACGCUGGAGGCCUUUAAUGGCGAGAGUGGCUUUGAACGACGCUAUAACGUUCAAGGAGACCAGCACACUGACUGGAAAUGGCCUGUCAUAAAGAGUAGGGCACAGCUGGAGUACGACGCGUGGCUCUAUGCCCACUUUUACCGCCCCUUGUGCAUUAGCCAGCUUAGGACAUAUCUAAAAAAGGAGCAGAAGCGUGUGAUGGCAAAAGAUGGCCAGCCAGUUAAUGAAGAGAGGAUCACAGGAGGUGAACUGCUGCCCAACCCUGAUGGAACCUAUCAGAUGAGGAAGAGUGUGGAACUCGGCGCCGAAGAACAAAGAGAAAGACACACCUACACUUGUACUGUAACUCACCUUAGCCUGGAUAACAAGCUUGACAUAAGUAUAGAACCUGGUCCUGAUCCUGUUAUUGUAGUUCCCUCUGUACUUCUAUUGCUGUGUGUUUUUGGAUUUCUGGCUGCCUUUAAAAUAUGGAGGAAGAGAUAUUCACAGCCUGAGCAGAUCAUCUACAUACCUACCUCAGCAGCUGAUGACCAAACAACAGAACAACAGCGGAUAUGACAUGUAAAGUGGCACCAAAUUAUCUGUUCACAUUUACAGACUGGAAGCAUUUUGUAAACUGACUGAACUGAAAAAACUUAAAUCAGUAUUUUUAUU
Sinocyclocheilus rhinocerous is the source of this 904-nucleotide messenger RNA. RefSeq names its product major histocompatibility complex class I-related gene protein. Lineage: Eukaryota; Metazoa; Chordata; Actinopteri; Cypriniformes; Cyprinidae. Bases 5 to 808 code for a protein of 267 amino acids. The transcript is spliced from 6 exons. Gene Ontology annotation, biological process: immune response. Gene Ontology annotation, cellular component: external side of plasma membrane. The record is from RefSeq and is a predicted model, not a curated record.